Messenger RNA from Diaporthe amygdali, 1080 nucleotides. RefSeq names its product hgh1 protein. The record is from RefSeq and is a predicted model, not a curated record. Lineage: Eukaryota; Fungi; Ascomycota; Sordariomycetes; Diaporthales; Diaporthaceae. The coding region runs from base 1 to 1080 and encodes 359 amino acids. The transcript is spliced from 4 exons.
AUGCCCACAGAGCUUGAAGAGCUUGUCGGCUUCAUUGCCAGCCCGAACCCACAGAUCAGGGCAGUCGCCGUUGAGAACCUUGUGGGUUACUCAACAGCGCAGCCCUCAAUCUUCAAAAUCAACCAAUUGGUGCCGGUAAAGAACCUCAAAGUUCUAGUCCAGGACCGCCCACAAAUCGCCCAACAUGCCCUGACGAUAUUAGUAAAUAUCGCCGCAGAUGCCGAGAUCCUCAGCUUCUUGGCUACGGAUGAAAAUUUUUUAGAUGUCAUUUUCUCUCGGAUAACGAACCCUUCAGAGCCUGGUGCGAAUCUUUUGGCAAUGCUGCUCGCAAAUUUGGCCAAGUGGGACGGACUGAAGAAUAUUGUGAAUCGAAAGCAGAAGGCGCCUGAAGGUUUGCCAUCAGACGAUCUUGUUCUCAACCAGCUGGUCGAUCUUUUCGUCAAGGGCGCCGACGGCUCUUACAACAAAGAUGCCAACUACGACUACCUUGCAUACUUGUUUGCUGACCUAGCCAAGCAUCAAGAAGUCAGGCAGUACUUCGUCAAGCGGCAAGAGUACGAUGCUGUGAUCCCAUUGACUAAACUAAAGGUCUUCACCGAGCACAAGUCUGACAUCAGACGCAAGGGAGUGGCGAGCACCAUCAAGAAUGUUGCUUUUGAUGUGCCGUCACACCCUCUGUUCUUUUCUGAGGAUGAGAUCCAUAUCUUUCCGUACAUCUUGCUGCCAAUCAUGGGCAGCGAAGAAUACGAUGAAGAUGACAUGAUGGCGAUGCUGCCCGAGCUGUCAUUACUUCCACCAGAUAAGGAGCGUGACCACGAUACCAGCAUCAUUCAGACACACGUGGAGACCUUGAUGCUCUUCACGACGACUCGGCAAGGGCGGGAUCGGAUGAGAGAGAUUAAAGUCUAUCCCAUCAUCCGAGAGACACAUUUGCGCGUCAAGGAAGAGAGCGUAAAGCUCGCCUGCGAGCGAUUAGUACAGGUCCUAAUGCUCGAUGACGAGGUCGAAGAGAAUGGCGCACGUGUCGUGGAGUUAGACGACGACGACGACGACGACGACGGAAAGGUGGUUGAGGUAUAA